GUUACAGUGUAUGAAUAAGCGCGCACUGUUUAACAUUUGCGUAAUUUCAUUCACAAGUUGUUUGUGUAGCAUGUCAAAAAGCCUACUCUACUAACCUGUAGUUUCGUUUGUCAAAUCCUUUUAAUCUCACCUUCGCGGUACUGGUGAUUUUUUUGAUUACUCUGACUAAUAAACACGUACAUAAUGUGUACCUACUGAAUCGUCCGUUCACGGGUACUUUUUACUUGACCAGAUUACGCUACUCUAUACAAUUUCCCAACAUACUUUCAGGCUUCAAACAAGUUCCCAGAUACUCAAAUCACAUUGUAAGAUUUACUCAAGGCGAUUAUAGUCAUCUGUUCGCGUUGCAUAUCAUACUUAUAAUUGUGUCAUAUCAACAUAAAUUGAUAUUGAGUUAAAAAUGGCAAGUGGCAUGAUAACCUUAAUAGCGGAAAAUCAAAGUUUUCUAGUACCUCGUGAUGUAUUAACUAAAUCUAGUCUAUAUUUUUAUGCUGCUUUUGAGAGCGGGAUGACUGAAAGCAAAACCAGACAGUUCAGUUUUCCUAAUUUCACUGCUCACCAACUAGCUAUGGUAGUUCAGUUUCUGCGACCUGAAUUAACUAUUCGGGAUGAUGCUUUAAACAACCAUAGCAGUGGAUUAAAUAACUCUUGUCCAGAAACGCUGAAAAUUUUAGAAGCUUUGGAUUUGGCUGAUGCAGCAGAUUACUUUCAAAUGCCCAAACUUAUUCAAACUUGUAUUCAGAGAAUAUCCCAUAUCAUGAACGAGUUAUUUCAACCGAAAUCCAUUCAACUUCAUGAAUCACAUAGCUGCGAUAUAUUCUCAAUAAUAUUAAAAGAGUUUGCGAAAGUGUCCCACUGUGAAAAUGGUUGUGUUAGCAAACUUUUUUCUGAAUACGCCAUAAAAUACCCUCAUUUUAUCCUCAGACCAUGUCUUUCAGAUUCAAACUUACAGCAUCUUAUUAAUUUGGCUAUAAGUUAUUUGUCGAAAAGUGUCAUAUGCAUACCAGACGAAGAUAUAAUUUUAAAUAUUGUUCUUAGCUGGUUACAGAUAUUGAAACCAACUGAGUUUUAUACAGAAAACACUGUUCAAUGCUUUUUGCAAUGCGUUCGUCCUGGCCUUCUUUCGCUAGAUGGUCAAGAAAAGUUAUUAGAUUAUUGGCGCAACCAACAUCCUGAGUUGAAGUGGUUUGGGAAGCUGACAUGUGAAGAUAUGGAGGUAUUUUUUAAAAGUAUUCCGAAUGGGGGAAUCUUCUGCAAGUCUCCGUUAGCUUCUCAACUCCAGCUUUUGCUAUUAAAGCCUAGAGCCGAAUCUCUGUGUUUACUUGGGUUAGCUCCAAGUCGUUCUAGCAACUCAUUAGAAUUUUGGCUUUUCAACCUUCACAAUGGAGCUUAUCAUAACUAUCCAAUACCUGAUAAUUGUCUACGGGAACUCGAUCUGGACUCCUCUGGUGUUGGCGACAUAGAUCAUCGCAUUUAUUUCUGUCCAGUAACGUACGGAUCCGCUUCUUAUCAAAGUAAUUUGUUUGUUAUGUGUUUUGAUCCAAACAAUGCAACAUUAAAUGGCUUUGCUUGGUGUUUAGCUUCUUGUCGUGCGAAACUCAUCCCUCGUUUGCUUCUUUCUCCCACGAACAACAGAAAUGGUAGUAUCAAUUCCUUCUGCUUCCGAUCUAGACGAAUAGGUGUAACUACGUUGUCCAGUGGUCUUUACAUGUAUUAUCUUUCUUCUAUACAAGAGGUCGCAUGGUUGUGUGCAUUUCGAUUUGAUCUAAGCACUUGGAACUGGUAUGGGAUGGAACCUUAUUGUUUAUCUAGGAACCAGAAUGGGAUGAUUUUAUUUACACCAAUCGAACAGUUGAAUUCUAUCCCACCCGACGACUGGGUAUAUGCUAAUAUUGAGACAGUUUCGUCGAAUAAUUCCAGACACCCACGUCACGGGCUUCAUCAAACAUCAGCACUUCGGUCACAGUUCUUUCGAUUUCGUCCGCGACCUGAUGGAGAUGCAUUAUUUGUAGAGAAUCUGCCUAAUCCACCUUUCCUCAUCAGAAUGUACCGUUUGCUAGCUAUCAGUUGCUCUCUGCAAGGUAACUUUAGUGAUAAGACUUAUUUGUUUCCUAUGGGGACUUGCUCUCGUGAUUUGGAAGCUACACACUAUUGUUUUGAUACGUUUUCCUGCCAAUGGCUUCGAUGGAAACCGGUUCAGACGUCAGAUAUCGAUGAGUUAAAUUCCAUUAGACAAUAUUCUUGUGAAGAUACUGAGCUAACGUUUAAUCUAUGUCCUAAAAUUCUUGGUUUUCGUGGUCUUGUUUGUGCUACACACCUUUUGAAUAGAUUGGAUGAAAACAAGUUAUCAUUGUCUCGAGAAGCUUACAUUCAGAACCCUGAUGGUGUUAAAUUAAACGAUCAUCCACUUUCCUCAUCUGUAAAUGAUUCAAGCUUAAAUUCUACAAAUAAAAAUAGAUUAGCAACAUUGUUGGUUUUAGCUGGUAGACCGGAUCAAACUAAACAUGUGACAUCUGGGAUAUGGUUUCAUCAUCCUCAGGCUUGUAAUAGUUCGGACGAAACAAUUGCAUUAUUCAAUUCUCAAAAACCAAACUAUUUUCUACCAACUGCAAUCGCUCAAACCCUGGGACAGUACCUUUCCCCAACAGCAGUUGUAUUGGCUAACUGGACACAUAUUGUACAAUCUGUAAAUCCCAUCACUUUUUUAAGUAAUUAUUCUAAACAAGAAAACCGUGAACUAAACAAAUUUUCAUAUAUUUACGGAAACUUUCCUGAAAGCUCCAACUGGUCAUGGGAUAGUGACUAAACAAUAGAUUUUUCUUGCGAUAAAAGAUAAGUUAGUCCAUAAUUGCAUUUUUUGAAAUUGUAUAUUGGUUAGUGCAAUAUGCAAAGGAAAUCGUUGUAUCAUAUAUCACUUCAUUAGAUCCACUAAUUCCUCUUUUUCACAGUUAUGCCCACUGUUGCAUUUAUUUUGUACUUCCAAGAGUUAACUUUUAUAUAUUUUAAUGUGCGUUAAGUUGAUUGUUUAUAUUUUGUGCAAGUGCCUUUAUUUCUAGAUUUAAAAUUCUCAGUCAGUAUUCUUGUAAUAUCUUAUUUUAUUUAUCUCCCAUUUAAUAUUACCCAUAUGUAAAAUGUAUUUUGUGUCCUACACGAUAUAUUUUUCAUUAUCCAUACCUCAUUUAAGUAGAAACGUUUGAUUGUACAGCCCACUUAUUUGCUUUAUCAGCUGUAGUUAUUUUCUUAAUAGAUUUUAAUUUCACCUUAAUUUAAAAAACAGUUUCAGAACCAUUGAGUUGUAAUAUAUUUGCCUAACCGAUCGACAUAGUUAUGACAAUAGCAUUAAGAGCUUCCAUAAUAUGAAAUGUCAGUGUUCUCACUCCAAACUUUAAGUUUUCGCUUUAAAUUUUUAUCAUCAGGCGCCUUCAUCUAUGAAUAUAAACUUGAGAAACUUACUGUGACAAAUAACAUACUCUAAACUGUCUGGUUAUAUUCGUUUUCCUUUAUGAUGUUUAGUGUACGAUUACAUGCUAAUUACGUU
Schistosoma spindalis is the source of this 3538-nucleotide messenger RNA. NCBI's taxonomy places the organism in Eukaryota, Metazoa, Platyhelminthes, Trematoda, Strigeidida, Schistosomatidae. The record is from the annotation of a GenBank genome assembly.